GUGUGUACGCAUGCGCCCGAGUAGUGGCCCUGGGGCAAAGCUUUGUUUGUACGCCUGCGCGCCAGUUUCCCGCCUUCGUCGGGUCGGCUUGGUGCGGUGCAGUUGCCUCGCGCCCCUUGGCGGGAAAAUCCUGAGGGGAAGGAAAACGACGGAGGGACGGGACGGGACGGGACGGAGCCGCCAUGGAGCCCGCCAAGCCCAGGAACCUGCCCUGGGUGGAGAAAUACCGGCCUCAGAAGCUGGACGAGCUCAUCUCCCACCGCGACAUCCUCAGUACCAUUCGGAAGUUUAUCAGCGAAGACCGCCUGCCCCACCUGCUCCUCUACGGCCCCCCGGGCACGGGAAAGACGUCCACCAUCUUGGCCUGCGCCAAGCAGCUCUACAAAGAGAGGGAGUUCAACUCCAUGGUCCUCGAGCUGAACGCUUCCGAUGACCGAGGAAUAGAUAUCGUCCGGGGACCCAUCCUGAGUUUUGCCAGCACCAGGACGAUAUUCAAGAAAGGUUUUAAGCUGGUGAUCUUGGACGAGGCCGACGCCAUGACCCAGGACGCCCAGAACGCCCUGCGGAGAGUGAUCGAGAAGUUCACGGAGAACACGCGGUUCUGCCUCAUCUGCAACUACCUGUCGAAGAUCAUCCCCGCCCUGCAGUCGCGCUGCACGAGGUUCCGCUUCGGCCCGCUCACCCCGGACCUCAUGGUCCCCCGCCUGGAGCACGUCGUGGCGGAGGAGAGCGUUGACGUCAGCGAAGACGGCAUGAAAGCGCUGGUGACCCUCUCCAGCGGGGACAUGCGCAGGGCCCUGAACAUUCUGCAGAGCACCGACAUGGCCUUCGGCAAGGUGACGGAGGAGACGGUGUACACCUGCACCGGCCACCCGCUCAAGACCGACGUCGCCAACAUCCUCGACUGGAUGCUCAACGGGGACUUCACCACGGCCUACAGGAACAUCGUGGAGUUGAAAACUCUCAAAGGCCUGGCCUUGCACGACAUCCUGACGGAGAUCCACACCUUCGUCCACCGAGUUGACUUUCCGCCUUCCGUCCGGAUACACCUGUUGAUCAAAAUGGCAGACAUCGAGCACCGACUGGCCGCGGGCACCAACGAGAAGAUUCAGCUGAGCUCCCUCGUGGCCGCUUUCCAGGUCACGCGGGACCUGAUCGUGGCAGAGGCUUAGCCCUUCCCGGGGGGGGGGGCCUCUCCGGCCCCGAGCGGGGGAGCGACGGAGCGAAGGGAACCCCGGAGCGACGUCCGGAAGGCCCUCGCUCCUCCGGGGAGGCGGCGGCUCACGGGGGGACGCGUCCCACGCGGAACGUACAAGCUAAGGAUGCGGGCAGACCGCGCUCGGAGCCCCUCCGCGCGUCCCCCCCCCCCCAGUCAGGAAGAGUGCUUUUUUGCC
Messenger RNA from Ornithorhynchus anatinus (platypus), 1394 nucleotides. It is a transcript of the gene RFC5, whose product is annotated as replication factor C subunit 5. The transcript has 11 exons. Gene Ontology annotation, cellular component: DNA replication factor C complex; nucleus. Gene Ontology annotation, molecular function: ATP binding; ATP hydrolysis activity; DNA clamp loader activity. Gene Ontology annotation, biological process: DNA repair; DNA-templated DNA replication. The record is from RefSeq and is a predicted model, not a curated record. The coding region runs from base 183 to 1172 and encodes 329 amino acids. NCBI's taxonomy places the organism in Eukaryota, Metazoa, Chordata, Mammalia, Monotremata, Ornithorhynchidae.